AUGAUUUCUCCUCCGAUGACAGAUCCAAAAGCCGAGUACGGCGAUGGAAAUCGGCGGACCGCUCUCGUGAGCGGCGGAAGCCGGCGACUUAGUGCGGGUGGCGGCGGAGCUGCUACACGAAGCGACGGUCAGCAGCUAGGACACGGAGGUGGCAUCUCAGUUUUGGAUGCAAUCCUCCACAUCCAGCACACCGAGUUGGGGAAUUUCAGACAACUCAUUGUCAACCUCACGCAGCUUGUAGCAAUGCCUGAUGACCACACGUUCCAGCAUUGGGAAGCACAUUUGAUUAACUCUCCACUCCUCAACAUCCAAGUCCUCCAGCAGCAGAAAUUUCAGCUUCUCGAAUUUCUCGUCACCAGCUAGUUUUUCCCAAACGGGCCCCCGGAAGGCAUUCAUCCGCAGUUUAAGCACUUGGAGGCUAGGCAACGCGGCCACGUGACUGAUGUGGUCCCACGAGAAUCCGCAGCCGCUGAGGGAUAAUUUAUUGAUGAACAAGGGGAAAGGGUCCUUGACGCAAGGGAAAACAUGGGAGCCGAGACUACAGUCCACAACGCUACAUUUCAACGAGGAAAGAAAACGCGAAACGGAGCUCAAUUCACCGAGGAAAGAAAAGGCGUUGACCUGGACGCCUAAUUUCUUCAGUUGUGGGAGUCUUUUGAGAAUUUUCUCGGUACAGCUGAGGGCGCUCACGCCAGAAAGCGUCAAAAGUUUAUCGAGGACAAAUGAGCUGGAGAGUCCAUUCGAAGGGUCCGGGAGGUUGGAUCCCAUGCAAUGGAGGUGUUUCAGUCUACUCAAGCUCCAAAUUUCAGGAGGAAGAUAAAUAGUGGGAGCGUAUGAGGAUAUGAUGAUGUGAUGGUGGCGAACGAUAAGAACCUCGAGGUUACCGAGUUUGGAGAUGGAGGGUGGAAGAUCGCCGUUAUACGUGAUGGCGAGGUACCUUAGCCGAAGCAGCUCGAGAACUUGUUCUGGGAACUCGUAGAAACGCAGGCGGACCGCGUCUAAUACCCUGAGCAGCUUCGAGGGUGAGUAGAGGGGCAACGGGUACUGAUGGUAUGGCCCGAAACAGAGCAACGAACGUGCGGUCAGAAAUAAUGUUUUGAGAUACCCUUGGACCUGUUUGAGGCCGAGCACAAUGUUGUUGUGGAAGCAGAGUCGCCGCUGCCCAUUUGCACCCGACCAAGCAUCCGCGUGCAGCUUGUUCACGACAUGGAAGAACUUAGUGCCCUGAGCCUCGUUCACGCACACACUCUGGUACACGGCAUGGACACUGCAUGUCUUGGUCCCACCGCUCGAGCUCCAGUUCCGGACCAAAAUCAUGCUCGACGAAGCUAGCUCGUCCAGAAAACUCUCACCAAGUUCCUCCAUGGAAUUGUAGCCAGUUGGCCACGGCUCGAUGAAUCCCUCAGCCAUCAACAUUGUGAUGAGCUUAGAUCGACGGAUCUCGGUGUUCCUCGGGAGCAGCCCCAUGUAGAGAAAGCACGCCUUUUGAUACGACGGCAGGCUUCUGUAGCUCAGUGACAGUGUCCGCCACAAGGGCGUGUCAUCGAUGCCCACCGGGUGUUCGCUCUCUUCCAUCGCCUUCCAUCUCUCGACCGACUGCUCGGCCACCCGUAGAGUCCGCCCCACCUCGACGAUGGCCGGGGGCAGCCCCUCGCAGUUCCUGGCUAUAUUUCUCCCGAUCAUCUCCAGCUCACGAGAAGGGCACGGCCCGCCGUCGAACACCACGCUGCGGAGCAGCCUCCAGCUCUCGUCCUCGUCCAGAAACGGGUCCCUCAGCAUGCGGGUCACGGCGUGCGCGUGACCAGCGAAACCCACUUUCCUUGUGGUCACUAGCACACGACUCCCGUUCCAGCUGCUCGGCAGCGACAUCUCAAGUUUCCUCCAGAUCAACGGGUCGCCCAAGUCAUCCACCACCAUGAGAAACCUCGCGUCCCUCGACAGGCCCUCGUGCAGGAAGGCAAACGGCUCCCCCGCACCCUUCUCCCACCGGCUCGUGUGGUCGGUGACGACUCGCGUUGGGCCCGCGUCUUCUGCUCGGACGACGAGAGUCAGGGAGUUGUACGCUCCCCGAUAGUCGAGGCGCACGUUCACCCAAAACUGGGCCUCAAAGUGCCACCACACGUCCGGGUCGUCGUACACGGCUUUAGCCAGCGUGGUCUUACCUAUGCCGGCCAUCCCGAUCACAGGGACCAUCACAGUGAAUGGAGGGUUCUCGUCGAGCAGCAUCCGCUUGAGAAGAUUUAGAUUUCGCUCGUGCCCAACGAUUUUCUCGGCAGCAGCAGCAGUUGUAAUUAUAGGCGCGGGUACAGGGUCGGGUACAUUUACGACUGAAAAAGCACUAGGCUCGAGAGAAAGUGCCCUCCAUUGGGACUCAUCCUCGAUUCCCGGCGGGUUGCCGCUUUCCGCCACUGCCGUCCAUCCCUCCACCGUCCGCCCGGCCCUGCGCAGGUUCUGCGCCACCGCGCGGAUAAGCAAGGGAUUUCCCCCCAUUUCCUUGAGGAUAUCUCUCCCGAUGUUCUCCAACGCAGGCAAAGCACACACACCUCCUACUCCAAACACCUCGCUGCAGAGAAGUUUCCAGCUCUCGUCCUCGUUCAGCAACCCGGAAUGAAUUUCCGGCAAGCCCAAAAUCCGACCUGCGUUUUCCAGGAUGUGAUCGACGGCCGAGAUUAUGUCCUGCAUAAGGCUUUCCAGUGAUUUGGACUGAGCUAGUAGGAUGAAGGAGUCGAUUUCGUCUUCGGCUCUGUGCAUUUCGUACUCGAUGUGGGAUUCGAGGCCGUGAACGGCAUCAAUCAUGGAUGCAGGGAUCCGGUGGUUCUGACCAAGGGCGGAAAGCAAGGAAUGGAGCUUCUUGUGGAGGGAGUCGAGGAAAGACGGGUCGAGAAAAGAGGAGUCGAGAAAAGAUGGGUGGAAGGUCGGGGCAAGUUCGAGGGUGUCGAUGAAGGACAGCACGGCGGGGUAGGCCAUCUUUUGUUCGCCGGAGAUUAUGUAAGAAAGUUACUUACCUGUGUCUACUCUUGUGUGUUCAUUGGCAUAUAGAUGGGUUUUUGUUUGACCAAAAAAGAUUAGAGUAUUUAUUGGAGAACCAAUUGCAUUUGCAUGUUCUGUAGCUGGGUUUUGUUUAUGAAAAUAAAUAAUGUCUCCUAAGUUUUUAUGCAUUGUUGACCCGUAAAAUAUGGGAAUUUAUCAUUUAUUAUUACUCUGACUGUCAACUAUGCUAAAAAAAAAAGGGCAUGCACUUGUUCUC
Molecule: messenger RNA, 3247 nt
Organism: Striga asiatica
Lineage: Eukaryota; Viridiplantae; Streptophyta; Magnoliopsida; Lamiales; Orobanchaceae
Source: the annotation of a GenBank genome assembly